Molecule: messenger RNA, 2528 nt
Organism: Phyllopteryx taeniolatus (common seadragon)
Lineage: Eukaryota; Metazoa; Chordata; Actinopteri; Syngnathiformes; Syngnathidae
Gene: evlb
Product: Enah/Vasp-like b
Exons: 13
Coding region: 401-1630 (409 amino acids)
Biological process (GO): protein homotetramerization; positive regulation of actin filament polymerization; actin polymerization or depolymerization
Cellular component (GO): cytoskeleton
Molecular function (GO): profilin binding; SH3 domain binding; actin binding
Source: RefSeq, a predicted model, not a curated record
CCAAUGAGACACAGAGAGGAGAGGCAGAGCGAGGGCAACGCCUCAAAGCACCGGGAAUCUCUCUCCAUCGCCCUGUCUCUUUUUUUUCCUCCUCUUUUCCUCCCGAGCAAGCUCGUUCUUUCACUCUCGUCCGGUUUUCGCCGCUGACUGGAAUGCAGCGUUUCCUUUCAUGGAGGCGGCGUUGUCACCUCAGUGGACUGUAAAGUCAUCUUUGUUCAUUCAAGGAGUGGAGAUAUAGGUUAGUGGGCCUUUUUUUUUUUUUUUUUUGCCCCGAGAAGCGGGGAUGCCUUCCUAGCAUUUCGGGUGCUAUGUCGCCUCUUGAACUCUGACAUCGCCUACGGAAGCCCGGACGUACAAAAAGGGAGACUCUAAACAGUGGGGGGUUGCUUUAUUCACCGACAUGGACAUCAACCUGCAGUCGCACCGCUUCUACUUCCCGCAGAUCUACUGCGCCGAGCCGGGGGUGCAGCAGCAGCUAAACGAGUUCAAAGUCAGCGAGCAGAGCAUCUGCCAGGCGAGGGCGUCGGUCAUGGUCUACGACGACACCAGCAAGAAGUGGGUGCCCAUCAAGCCGGGCCAGCAGGGCUUCAGCCGCAUCAACAUCUACCACAACACGCCCAGCAACACCUUCAGGGUGGUGGGCGUCAAGCUGCAGGAUCAGCAGGUGGUCAUCAACUACUCCAUUGUGAAGGGGCUGAAGUACAACCAGGCCACGCCGACCUUCCACCAGUGGCGCGACGCCCGGCAGGUCUACGGCCUCAACUUCGCCAGCAAGGAGGAGGCCACCACCUUCUCCAACGCCAUGCUCUUCGCCCUCAACGUGCUCAGCGCCCAGGACGGAGGUCCAGCUGUGCAGCGCCAAGUCCAAAAUGGACCAGGUUCGGAAGAGAUGGAAGCCCAGAGAUCAAGGCAGAUGAUGGAGCAGCAGCAGAUGCAGGCCCACAUGGAGCGGGAGCGACGCUCCUCCAACUCAGGUUCUCCUUUCCAAGGCCACCCCGCCGUGCUCUCGGUGGCGCCACCGGUCGUACCUCCCCCUGCGUGCAUGGCUGCGGGACCUCCGCCUCCGCCGCCACCCCCGGGACCGCCGCCACCCUCCGCCGGGGCCCCGCCGCCGCCUCUGCCUCCCCCGCUGCCCAGCCACGGGGAGGAGCCGCCAGCCCAGACGGGGCUCGCCGCCAUGAUCGCCGGUGCCAAGCUGCGGCGCGUGCAAAGACCGGAGGAGAGCUCGUCCAGUUCGUCCAGCGCCAAAAGCAACGACGUCAACCGGACGAGCGGCGGCAGCGGAGGACUGAUGGAGGAGAUGAACGCGCUUUUGGCCCGAAGAAGAAAAGCAGCGUCAGAGAAGCCAGAGGACAACCAAAGUGAUGACAUCAAUUCUUCGUCGCCCAGCACCAGAGGGGGUCAGAACGCCACAGACGCUGUAAAAAAGCCAUGGGACAGAGCCAACUCUGCAGAUAGGGCCGUGGCUUCAAGGGUACGGCCUGCGGGGAGCGGCAACGACGCAGACUCGAUAGACAUGGAUAGAAUGAAACAGGAAAUCUUGGAAGAAGUAUUCCGCGAGUUGCACAAAGUGAAGGAAGAAAUUAUUGAUGCCAUUAGACACGAACUCAGUCGAGUGAGCACGACAUAAUGUCGCCUAUCCGAGGAGGAGGAGUCGGGCCCAAACUGUGACGUCCACAGUGAUGUCGAGGCGCCGACGUAGCCGCCACGUUUUUUUGCGGUGUGCAUUGACUUGAGGGAAGGCGCUGUGUGUGUGUGUGUGUGUGUGUGUGUGUGUAUGCGCGCGUGUGUGUGUGAAGAGACUGUCAGUUCUUUACAUUUGUCUUUGUUUGCCACUCUGUCUUUGGCCUGAAAAACAUAAGAAAAUUCAAUAUAUUCAAAUAGUUUUAUUGUGUCCAGGUGUUCACGAAACACUAAAAAAAUAAUAAUAAUAAUUUAUUACCCUUACUAUCAUAUUCCUCAUUAAUGAUAUUAAAGAGUUUUAGUCAGAAAGAAUGACAGUAAAAAUAAUCCAACAGUCAUUUUCUGUAGCACUUGACUGGAGCUAGAAUAUAUUCCAUUUGACUUUUUAUGGUUGCCAGGAGUUCAGAUAUUGAUUACCCUCAUAUUUCUCAUUAUGAGGGUUUUAGUUAGUACAAAUGAGGCUAUAACAAGAAUAUGAUAGUAAAGAUAAUAUUGCACGUUUUUUUCAAUCAUUUGCUUUUAUAUUAUUCACAUAAUCCAAAUCUUUCUCAUUUUUUAAAAUGGUUUAUUUGCUUUUUAUUUUUCUUUGGACCAAAACAGCAAAAAGCAGCUUUUGAACAACAACCACUGCAAAACUUUUUUUAAAACACAAAUAACACACAAGAUUAUUUGUGAUCAUAUUGUUAACAAUAAUUAAAAAAAAAAAAACUUUAUUGGCUGCCAAGUAUUGUUUAUUCUUUUCUCUUUAUGAUAACAAAGUGCUUCCUUGUUGAACAAAAGAAGAAAAUGCACUGAGUUUUGAAAUAAAUUCAAAUAAAACUGUGAACAAUGUCUUGGAUAAGUAA